AUGGCAUUGUACAGAUUACCUGGAAUCCAUUUUUAUGCACUUCCACGAGUAAAUAGAAGAGCGGACAGAGUUUUUAGACGUGAAAUUGACAACAUUUUACAAUAUUAUGAUGAUAAUGAGCUGCGAAAACGAUACCGUUUCGGUAGGCAAACCAUCGUCUACAUAACCAAUCUUGUACGAGACGAAAUCAGUCCUGCAACUAAUCGUACUCACGCUGUUUCGGCCACCCACCAAGUUUUAAUAACACUUCGGUUUCUUGCAUCUGGCAGCUUCCAACAAGUGACCGGAGAUACUCUUGCAAGCUUGGAUAAGGCCACUGUUUGUCGAAUAAUACGUCGUGUUACUGUUGCUCUAUGUCGUAAGAUUAACCAAUUCAUUAAAUUCCCUCAAUCACAAGAAGAUCGUGACAUCGUGAAGCAAGGUUUUUACGAGAUUGCAAACUUUCCGUGUGUAAUCGGCUGUGUUGACGGCACACACAUUAAAAUCCAGGCGCCUUCAGAAAACGAGCCAGAUUUCGUAAAUCGAAAGAGGGUCCACAGUAUAAACGUACAAGGAAUCUGCGACCAUAAAGGGAAAUUUACCAAUAUUGUCGCCAAAUGGCCUGGGUCAACUCAUGAUAGCCACAUUUUUAGAACAUCAUCUAUUGGCCGCAAUUUAGAAGGGACCAAUUUUGAAAAUGGUGUUCUCUUAGGUGAUAGUGGCUAUGCC
This is a messenger RNA of Dendronephthya gigantea, 708 nucleotides long. Its product is annotated as putative nuclease HARBI1. The record is from RefSeq and is a predicted model, not a curated record. The transcript has 2 exons. The annotation marks the transcript as partial. NCBI's taxonomy places the organism in Eukaryota, Metazoa, Cnidaria, Anthozoa, Malacalcyonacea, Nephtheidae.